Molecule: messenger RNA, 807 nt
Organism: Fraxinus pennsylvanica
Lineage: Eukaryota; Viridiplantae; Streptophyta; Magnoliopsida; Lamiales; Oleaceae
Source: the annotation of a GenBank genome assembly
AUGGGUGUUGAUGAUUUAUGCAACACAAGCCUGGUUUUAGGCUUGAGUAAUUUUUCAUCUACUGUUGAACGAACGUCGUCAAAAAAAUUAUCAUCCCAAAAGUUUGAUGGAAAAAAUUCUGAGCCUUCAUUGACUUUGAGGCUUUCUGGUGAAACCUAUGAUCAGAUUCAGAUGGUGAAGAAGGUGUAUUCUGAUAUCAAGGUUUCUCAUGAUCCGUCUGCUGAUUUGUAUAGACAAGAUAGUGCUGCUUCAUCUUUUUCUAAUAGUAGUGUGAAGAGGGAGAGAGAGAUUGGGAGUGAAGAGAUCGAAAUAGAAAAAGUUGUAUCAAGAGUUAGUGAUGAAGAUGAAGAUGGUUCUAACGGAAGGAAGAAACUUAGGCUCACUAAAGCCCAGUCUGCCCUUUUGGAAGAAAGCUUUAAGCAACACAGUACUCUCAAUCCUAAGCAAAAGCAAGACUUGGCAAGAGACCUGAAGCUUAGGCCUCGACAAGUUGAGGUUUGGUUUCAGAACAGGAGAGCAAGGACAAAGCUGAAGCAAACGGAAGUGGACUGUGAAUUCUUGAAGAAAUGCUGUGAAACACUAACAGAAGAAAACAGGAGGCUACAGAAAGAGUUACAAGAACUCAAGGCACUAAAACUAUCCCAACCCCUGUACAUGCAGCUGCCGGCGGCCACCCUUACCAUGUGUCCUUCCUGUGAGAGGAUUGGCGGCGCCGCCGUGGGUGAAAAUAAGUCCAACAGCCCUUUCACAAUUGCCCCAAAGCCUCACUUUUAUAAUCCUUGCACCAAUCAAUCAGCUGCUUGUUAA